Messenger RNA from Podarcis muralis (Common wall lizard), 844 nucleotides. RefSeq names its product H2A.X variant histone (gene H2AX). The record is from RefSeq and is a predicted model, not a curated record. Lineage: Eukaryota; Metazoa; Chordata; Lepidosauria; Squamata; Lacertidae. Gene Ontology annotation, molecular function: DNA binding; structural constituent of chromatin; protein heterodimerization activity. Gene Ontology annotation, cellular component: nucleosome.
CAGCCGAGGGCCAAUGGGAAUGCUAAAAGGCUGCGCCCAAUGAGAAGAAAGAGCGGCGGCUAUAAAUGGGUAGGAAAGCGCGGGCUUUCUUCCCUCAUUCAUUCUUCGGCGGCUCAUUGACCUUUGGCGCCAGAUCUUCCAGCGGAGAAGCAUGUCGGGCCGCGGGAAAACCGGGGGCGGCAAGGCUCGGGCCAAGGCGAAGUCGCGCUCGUCGCGGGCCGGGCUGCAGUUCCCGGUGGGGCGCGUGCACCGGCUGCUGCGGCGCGGCCACUACGCGGAGCGGGUCGGGGCCGGGGCGCCCGUCUACCUCGCCGCGGUGCUGGAGUACCUGACUGCCGAGAUCCUGGAGCUGGCGGGCAACGCGGCGCGGGACAACCGCAAGACGCGCAUCGUGCCUCGCCACGUGCAGCUGGCCGUGCGCAACGACGAGGAGCUCAGCCGCCUCCUGGGCCGCGUCACCAUCGCGCAGGGCGGCGUCCUGCCCAACAUCCCCGCCGCCCUUCUGCCCCGCAAGGCCGGCGCUGGAGGAGGAGGAGCGGCGAGCGGCGCGGCGCCCAGGAAGAAAUCAACCCAAGCCUCGCAGGAAUACUAGGCGGCGAGCGAGCAGCAGCCUCUGGACGGGACUCCGGUAGCAGCCGGCGAGGGAUGGACACGAGGACGGGUCAAGCAGCCCCCCUGUUUUCCUGGGGGUUUGGUUUGGGACAAGGGUCAGGCGCCGGGACUGAGCGCAUGGUUGCCUGGCCCACAAACGGAUUGCUGAACUGGUUGGGGAUCCCGUCGAAAUUACGUUGCAGGGAUCUCGGUGUUGGCUUUUGUUUUAUUAAACGAAUUUGCGCUGUUUAAA